This is a messenger RNA of Malaya genurostris, 5963 nucleotides long. Its product is annotated as general odorant-binding protein 99b-like. Gene Ontology annotation, molecular function: odorant binding. Bases 2258 to 2713 code for a protein of 151 amino acids. Lineage: Eukaryota; Metazoa; Arthropoda; Insecta; Diptera; Culicidae. The record is from RefSeq and is a predicted model, not a curated record. The transcript has 2 exons. Gene Ontology annotation, biological process: sensory perception of smell.
GUUAUCAAAAAUCAUACUGUUCAUAGAAAUGCUAUAAAUGCAAAAUGAAUUUGACCUUUCUGUUUCAACAGAUAGUCGCAAUCGAAUCAUAGCGUACAGAAUCUUUGCAUGGCUAGUACUACGAUCCUAUUGACCAGGUAGGGCCUCGAACAACUGGCUUGUAAGACCAGCGACCUAUGCAUUGAACCGCAAACCCGGGCGGUUAUUUCCGAUUAUUUUAUUCCAUCCGAUAAAAUUGUGAAUAUAGUAAAUUGUAUAGUGUCAUGUUCUCUUUUCUUUUGUUAUAAAUCUCACCUCCAUUGAAAGGUUUACUAUUUUAUGUAUAUCCUUUUGUAAUAUAAGAUGUUUGAAACUCGUAGAUUGAAUAGUAAUCGUUCCACAAAUCUUUAUAAGUUCGUCAAGAAUUCAUUUGCUCUGAUUCGUUUUCAAGUAAUUGUUUUGAAAAUGCUUCGUAUCCCACCAUAUACGUCUCGAUACCCACUUGUUAACUAUUAAUAAUUUACCGUCCUAUAUACCGACUAUUCCGUCUUAACGGAAUAACGUUCCUUGAUUGAACUGCGUAUCCAGACUAUUGUUUGAUACUGAAACCCCAAAUUUUAGAAAAGAACUGUACAUGUUCGCCCAACUUUUUGGCUUCGCAGACGAUAUUGAUAUUGUGACACGUAACCUUGAGUAGAUGACGGAAACAUACAUCGGACUGGAAGCUGAAGCCUGGCAUUUCGGACUGGCCAUAAAUGCGUCAAAAACAAACUACAUGAUAGCUAUAGCUGCUAGAUGUAGAUUGUAUGUACAAUUUUGUCGGAAAAUUUUAUCCCUGGAUCGAUCAAGAACGGAGAUUCUAACCCGACACCAAAAAGAUAAAAUCAACGAACUCACUUUUUCCCUGCUUCAAACUAAUAUAGCAUUUAUUAAACCCUAAUAGAGUAUUAGCUAUGUACAUCGGUUGCAAGUUAUAUCAAAAUAGAAAGUUCAGUUUGAGUCAAGUGUAGUAAAGAGUAAUAAGCGAAAACGCUAUAAGUUAUCCAGGCGGCUAGUAAGCACUAAUAAUGACUGUAAAAUAGCUCUUUAUGAGCACCGGAAAUUCUUAUAGCUCUAUAUCGGCAAUCUGAAAGCUCAUCUGUUAUAAAUCAACCAGAAUUCAGCUCUCUGAAUGCACACUUUUCAUAACAAAAAAAAAAUCUAUAUGAAUAGCUGUAUAUUUUGCCUAAGUCGGCCCUAAUUAAGCCUCAAGAGCGAUUGAAAUGCCAGUUAGCGAUUAUUUUCUGAGCUUAACCUCCUGACAGUGAAAACCAACAGUCGAUAAAUACCUGCCAAACGACUGAACUCUCGUUCGAUAAGUGUCACCUCAGCGGGACUAUACUCCUGCACGAACUCCAUCGGGUGUGAUUUGUUAUUUACCCACUUCACUGAUGUUGAUCUCCGGAUAUUCAAAACACUCAAUCGGUGUUGGGGUGGAAGAUUACCGUAUUUAAAUAUUUGCACAGUUCACAGCCAUUGACCGAAGAGGAGGGGGUAAACUUUAACGCCUGAUUCAUUCCCGUACACUUAGCAAAGUAGUUAUCUACCUGGACAUACUGAAACGGGUUUUUUUCUCAUACCCAUUGUUGUACGGGAAACAAAUUUAAUUGACAAAAAAAGCAUAUCGUUAAACAUGGACGAAGCAAGAUUUUUCGUGGAAAUAAGCAAGUCAUUGUUUAUAUUCCUGUAGAAUUAUAGCCCUAUUUUACCUGUUGUGCGGAAAAGUCAACGCCCUACAGUGAAAAAAAAAUCUACCUGUCUCAAGGUUUAAGAUCGUUACAUUAUUAUCUGGAUCGUUGUGACUGUUGAUCAUAUCUUGUUGUUUGAUCGAAGAUUCUCAACCAUUCAGAUGUCCGAGUAGCAGCGAUCUGUUACGGUGAGGUUAGGGAAUUUGCAUGCAAAUACCGGUACUUUAUUGCCUCAAGGGAAAUCCUGGAUCAAUGUAGACGUAUUUCCAGAAGCGAUGAAUACGUUUCCUGUUGGUUCUGGAGUAAGCUAUAAGGAAAUUGUAAUCUUUUAUAUGCAAAUAAAACAAUUAUUCAUGUCACCCGUCAGGAAUAAAUCCAAAUUACAAUUAUAAUUGAAGACUAAUGGCCAAUCAACAUGGGUUUAGAUUGACGCAUAAUCUGAAUCAAACCGCUCGGAACAUCGUUUAUAAUCAUGUUCAAUCGAUCCAACAGUGCUAGAAGUGCUUCAAUAGCGUUUCAAUUCUGACCAGUUAGUUCACAAUUCCGCUAAAAUGUUGAACGGCAGUCAACUCGCAAACCUACUGGUGAUCUCCAGUUUGUUCCUCGUCGGAUCAAUUGAAGCUAGUGAAAAAAUGAAUCAACUGAUAGAAAUCUGUACGGCAGGACUCGACCUGCCGCCGGAUAUGAUCCAACGUUAUCGGAAAACGGACUUCCCGGAUGAUCCGGCCACGAAGUGUAUGCUGCGUUGCAUUGGUCUAAAUCUAGGCGUUUACGAUGACUUGAACGGUGUGCACAUGCACGACACGUGGCUUAUGUUUCGUGAUGGACGUGAAGACGCCUCGGAAGAGAAAUCCUUUGCCGAUCGGCACUAUCGCUGCAUUGAGAAAGAAUUGGCACAAGUUCGGGAGCACGAUUAUUGCGGUCGUGUGUACGCCGUGUAUCAGUGCUACAAGGAUGAGUUUCAAACAUUGAUGCGGAAAUUACGGAAUGAUGCUGGUCGGGAUUGAGAGAAAUCGAUUACGCGUGAAUAUAUGGCAUUACCAAAAGAAUCACCUUUUUCAUUGUUGCAAGUGUUAGAUGUUAACCUAUAAACUUUGUUCAACAACUAGAAACAAAAAAUCGGAACACAAAAAGCAAGGUGAAACGUCAAAAAUAUUCAUUGCCUACUUUUCGUAACCAACAAAAGGCAACACGCAUGUGUUUUUUUGUUUCAUUCACCAACGCAGUCGCGACGUCACUGCUCCACCCUUCAUCAUCACAACCAAUUAACCACGGACUAGCGGUGCCUGGAGUCAAAGACAUCAUAUUAACAAGAUAUCCAGCUCUCACAUUUCCCGAACAAAUUAUUGGCAACAUCCUUUUUUGCGAGCAUGUCGCCCUCAGGUGAGUCUGCAUCGAAUCUCAUACAUAGAAGUAGGGGAGAGAAAUGUCAAAUUCGUACGCGCCAAAAUAGCAGGGCUGCGCACCCAUACAAUUGACAUGACAUGUUGAAUGAGACGCCGUGCGAUGGCGUUGCUGAACUGAAGAUUGAGAUCGCUCCAAGCUGACAGGGUCUGCUGGAGUGUAGAGUGUGUGCUCCAAAAGUCAAGGCCACAUGAGCUUCUGUUUGCAUCGGGGUAGCGAUACAACCAACCAAUGUACUGUGAUGCUGUCUUUAUCUGAAUCAUUCUGUCUUCUCGGUGUGCGUGUUCGUGUGUACGCCACGCCAGUAUAGGUGCUAAUAAAAGUAGGUUAGUGUGCAAUUAGUUUCCGCCGAGACUCGAAUGACGCAUCUGCCUGCGAUGCCGGUCUGGAUCUUCGCACCUCGCUUCGCUUCGUUUACGCAUAAUGCAUAAUUGCCUGUAGGUACGCGGGUGGUGUUGCAUGUCAAUAACUUUCUCCACGAAUGAAGCAAUGGUCGGGGAGAGGUGGAAUUGGAAGAAGUAAAUCGCGCACAGACACUAUUAGUACGGUUCUUCUUCCGAGCGGAUGUCGUAUUUGUUUACGAAUUCCCUUGUCGGUGGGGAGGACUUUAUUUACCGUAUGCUAUGGCCUUUUGAUAAACGUUUCAAGACACCAACUUAUGUGUAAGUCAGAACUGAAAACACUGUUAAAUGACAUAAAUAGAAUGUGUGGUGUUCGACGAAUUAGAGCGAAAGCAUGUGAAAUGUGAAAGCAAUUGAAUAUUCCAUGAGUCUUCCAGAUGGCAUUGGUAAAUAUCUAUGCUGGCCGCAUCCUUCGGUCCGCGGGAAACACCCCCAGGCUACGAAGGCCCGGCAGGUGGCCCGCAUGCAGGUUUUCGACUGGAGCGAUCUUCCGUGGGUGGUUAUGUUACGGAAGAGAAUGAAAAAAGUAAAUAUUGUGGAAAUGGGUAAAAUGUCUGAAAAUGACAGAGAUCUAAUUAGUUGUUAUCGAGAUGGUGAAGAGGCAGGGAAAGGGGAACGAAAAAGUUAGUGACAAAAAAGAUCUUGUUAGUUACAAUGAAGAGGGUGGACAGGUACAGGGAUCGAGAGAAUAAUAUCAUUUUACUCUUAAAGUCAAUCUAUCGAACAGGGGCAGUAGAUCUCACUCUAGCUAAUGGUUUUCGUGUAUAAAUUUGAAUUCGCAUAAAUAGUUUUGAUUUUGUUUACCUUUAUCGCAUUGUCACCUAGAUGACGGAUUACAGUUUCUAACCCUCAUAUACCUACUUUCGGUGAUUCCAGAACUUAGAAUGACAGAAAAGUGUAUCUUAUCGGUAAGGCGGUAAGGUGUAAUGAUGCCUUUCUCAUAUAACUCAUGUUUUCACAAAUAUAAGGUGAUUUUUUAAGAGGUAUUGGAUUUGAUUAAAAAAAAAUUUGGGAAAAUUGACGAAGUCUUCAAUGGAAUCGAUCGAAUCGAUUAAUAUAUUGUAAUGUUUGGAGAUGAUUUCAUGCAAAUGUUGACCGCAACUUCUCUGUAGAUGACCCAUGCGCAAAAUCUAGUUUUGGCUCACUCUCUCCAACUCCAACUCUCAAUAUUGGCUUCCAGUGCGUCAAUCGUUACUGGUUCAUUCUUUUAGACAUGGACCCACAUGAAAUAGUUCAAAGGCGUUAAAUCACACGAUCUAGGCGGCCAAUUGACGAGUCCAAAACAUGAGAUAAACUGUUCACCGGAGGCGGCUCUCAAUUUGGUUAUUGUUUCGCGUGCCGUGUGGGAUGUGGCACCGUCUUGUUGAAACCACAUGUCAGGCAUGUCCAAUUCACCCAUUUUUGGUCAGCAAAAUCGACAAUCAUCACACGGUAGCGAUCGCCCUUCAAAGUAACGUUCCGCCCAUCGUCGCCUUUGAAGAAGCACGGCUCGAUUAUGCCACACCGAACAGUGACUUUUCGGGAUGCAUUGGUAGAUAUUGCAAUGCUUCUAGCUGGUCUUCACUCCAGAUGCGACAAUUUUGCUUCUUGACGUGUAUCCAUUCAACCAGAAAUGAGUUUCGUCACUGAACACAAUUUUUCGAUAAAAAAGUGAACCUUUUAAUCUCUCGACCAAGCUAAAAUUUUGAUAGUAAAAUUCAAUAAUUUGCAAGCGUUGUUCGUUCGUAAGUCGAUGCAUGAUAAAAUUAUAGACCAAACUGAGUUUGAGAAUGACACAAUACACGAUUCACGCGUGAUCUGUCAAAAACAGUGUUACCAGAAAGAUGCCAGCAAAAAAUCACCCCUAAAAACAAGGGAUUCUUCAAAAAACCUGUUUCCUCGAAUCUUAGAUAAAAAACAAGAAAGUUUAUUUAGGCAUAAACUAGACCUUUCAUUUGAACCUAAGCUUGUGAAAUUUCGUUGAGCGGUCACUAAGAAAAUCGAAAUUCAUAGUUUAAAAAAUUUUAAAUAAAAAGUCGGCUCAAUCGGCUACGUAAAGUUUGUACGCAAGUAGGCUUGAACAAAAUAUCUUUUAAAUAAAAAAAUAUCUAGUUAGUAGAUGAGUUCUCGGUUCCGGAAGUAUCGCAAUAGUGACCUAGAACUUAAAAAUUGAACUUACUUCAUUUUCUCGGGGAUGGUUGGAGCGAUUGUCACAAUAUCAGAUCCAAAUGAAAGGUAAUAUUUCUCAUCGGGAGCUAUCGGAUUUUAUCCGUAUCCGACUUGCGAUUCCGGAAUUACAGUAGGAUGAUUACUCCAAAUUUUCCACCCGCCAUUUAGAGCAGCGUUGCAAAAGACGUAAACGAUGUUUUAAAUGAGACCCAGAACAGUUUUAAUUUGUAGUUCAUUCUGGUUGCUGGGCAAAUGAAUCGACUUCGGUUCUAUCAGUGCCCAGUUCCCGGUUCCGGAAGUGUCG